CUUCUGAUCAAUUGUUUCGGGCUGAGAGACAUUGUGACCCACAAUCCUGCCGUUGACAUUGUAGCCCAAGAAAAGCUCGCAGACUUCGUUUCGUUGGGAAAACUCAUGCUUGGUGUGAUAUAUGGCACAGCCUCGGCAAUUCAGCGGCCUAACGCAAUUCAACUCAUCUCACAAGUCUACAAGAAGGAGUUGGCAAACCUCAUCAGUGACCUCCUGAGUGGCACGGUCACCUCAGUGGACACCCUGACCAUGGUUACUGCGCCCUACGCCUACGACCACUUGGCCUCUCUCUACUCCUCUAAUGACUUCCUUGAACAACAGCUGCUGAGGGAAAUGGAGUGUGAGCGCCUUUUCCGUCUGAUUUGCAAACUGAAUUCUGUUGUGGAACGAAAUGACGUGAAACGUCCAGACCGUUCGGCACCGGCAUGGUCAGAAACCGGGGAUCGGUACAUGUUGAAACUCUUCCGAGACUUUGUCUUCCAUCAGGUUGACCAAUGCGGCGCUGCUCAUUUGGACCUGGCACACAUAGUUAACUCCCUAAACAAGGUGGAGUGCGCCUCACCAGAAAAGCUCUGCCUUGUGAGUCGGGAUGGCCAACGGGUGAUCAUCGCGAGCUUUGCGGAGGUGCGUCAAUGGUUGGACAACAGUUUCGCCACCCUCGUGGAGGAACACAGACGGAGCCUGUUUGAACAACAGAUGGAUCAGCAGCGCCAAUUAGACCAGAGCGUUGCCGCUGCUGGGGAAGCUGUGGACGGCACGACGGCCUCACCCCUCGAAGCCGCGAUUUCAAUGACUGUCAACAGUACCUCCGCGGGUGUUGCCAAAGAUUCGCAAGAGGCUGCCUAA
Molecule: messenger RNA, 846 nt
Organism: Dibothriocephalus latus
Lineage: Eukaryota; Metazoa; Platyhelminthes; Cestoda; Diphyllobothriidea; Diphyllobothriidae
Source: the annotation of a GenBank genome assembly